This is a messenger RNA of Emericellopsis cladophorae, 729 nucleotides long. Its product is annotated as motif-containing. Lineage: Eukaryota; Fungi; Ascomycota; Sordariomycetes; Hypocreales; Bionectriaceae. Gene Ontology annotation, cellular component: cytoplasm; nucleus. Gene Ontology annotation, biological process: proteasome-mediated ubiquitin-dependent protein catabolic process. The record is from RefSeq and is a predicted model, not a curated record. The transcript is spliced from 4 exons. Bases 1 to 729 code for a protein of 242 amino acids. Gene Ontology annotation, molecular function: protein binding.
AUGACAUCCUCUGCAGCCUCGACAACACCACCUGAAGCGCGGCCCAAUUGGGACCAGCGAGUAUGGGCGGCCAAAGCACCCAAAAGCGACAUCAAUGCUUUGAUCCUGGACUACCUUACCAUGGAAGGCUAUCCAAAAGCGGCUGCCAACUUUUGCAAAGAGGCGAAUAUGAAGACUCCAGGUGAUGAGUACUUCACUCAGACCUUAUGGGAAGUUCGCCAGCAGAUGCAGAGAGGUGACUUGCAGACUGCGAUCGAGACACUUAACGAGAUCGAUCCCAAGAUCCUCGAAGGUGACGAAGAGUUGCACUUCCUCCUGUUGCGACUGCAACUCGUUGAGAUCAUUCGAGAUUGUGACGUUGAUGGAGGUGACAUCCAGCAUGCUCUCGAGUUUGCGAGGAUGAACCUCGGACCGCGGGCGGCAGCUAACCCCAAGUUCCUUGACGAUUUAGAAAAGACAAUGGCUCUGCUCAUGAUACCUCGGAAUCAGCUGGAGCCACCACUGGCCGCAAUGCUAGACACAAAAGUUCGCACAGAUGCCGCUGAAAGUGUUAUUGGCGCGAUUAUGGCCACUCGCUCGCGACGCACCAUGGCUGGCAUUCGUGACCUCGUCAAGUUGCGUGUCUGGGCCGAGAACAAGGGACGGAUGUUGUCCGCCAACGUCAUCCCGGACGAUCUCUCCACUUACCUGAAUGAUGAAUACGAGAACGAUACCGCGAUGACAACUUAG